AUGGACGAACCCUGGCAAACAGAACACUUCUCCUCCCGCCGCAUCGGGCACGGCAGAAAAGGCAAAGGCACAGGAGGCGGCGGGAAAGGAGGCUCUUUCGAUCCAAGACGAACGUAUGGAGUUUACGAGCUGAAUUGUGGGGGCGGUUUGGAGGGCGUCGCGGUUUUGGCGGGGAGUAGGAGGGUUCUUGAGGAGGUGGUGAGGGGGUUUGAUGAGGAGGGGGAGGAGGAGGAGGAGGAUGGUGACGAAGAAGAUGAAAACGAUGAUGAUGAUGGUACUGGUGGCAAAGACGAGAGCGACGACGAAGACGACGAACAACCCAAAACCAGCCUCGAACUCGCGGACGAAAAAGAACGACGCCGUUUCGCAGCUUUCGAGAAGAAUUCUUUCCGUCCGCCGAAGUUUUGGUUGCGGUGGCGAGGGGUUGUUAGUAAAGAAGUCGACGAACUUCGGGGAACCAGUGUUAAGAAGAUUGUCGAGGUCAAUGGGGGUUAUCUGGUUUACGGUGGUAAUGAGUGUGCGAGUUUUCAGGGCACGAUCAGUUGUGAGGCGUUGGGGUGGAGGAAUGUGAAGGUUAUGGGGAAAAAGGUUUUGUCGAGGGCGAGGGAGUGUUCGGUCGGGUGGAGUGAUGUUGGGUUGGAUGGAUGA
Zasmidium cellare ATCC 36951 is the source of this 648-nucleotide messenger RNA. RefSeq lists its product as uncharacterized. The record is from RefSeq and is a predicted model, not a curated record. The coding region runs from base 1 to 648 and encodes 215 amino acids. Lineage: Eukaryota; Fungi; Ascomycota; Dothideomycetes; Mycosphaerellales; Mycosphaerellaceae. The transcript is spliced from 2 exons.